CGUCCCUGUUCCCUUCCCCCUUCCCCGAAUCGAAAAUCCCCCGCCCCUCGCCGAAUCGAUACCGCGGCAUAGGCGAUCUCGCGAUCCUGUGGUCGGCCGAGCCAACCAAACCCUAAGAAGCACGCCCAAUGCCGAUCCCGCAGGACGAGGCGGGAGAGAUUUCGGGAUCUAGGUCGAGGGCAGGGCGGUGGAAGCGGCGGCGGCAGCGGCGCACCCCGGUGGCGGACUGUUCGGGGAAGGCCCAACCGGAAGCCGCGCCGUCAUCGCAGCGAGGCAAGAGGAAAGCCUCCCCGGAGCCGUCGGCCGCAGCAUCGCAGCAGCGAGGCAAGAGCGAAGCCCCCCUGGAGCCGUCCGAGGGAUCCAAGAGGCGGAAGGGAACCACCAAGAAGCGGAAGGGAACUGACAAGAAGAAAGCCGCUACGAGCACGGGCGAGCAGGCGGCCCCAGCUUCACCAGGCGCAUCGCAUGCCUCCUCCUCCUCCUCCUCUGCAGUCAGCUCUCCUCUGCGUUGGCCUCACCCCCCAGCCUACAUCCGAAACCCAGAGAAUGCCCAUGACCCUGCGAUGAAGGAUGCCCUUGAAGCUUAUGACGAGCUCAAAUGCAAGUACCGUGCAAAAAGAAAGCUCCAACAACAGCUUGCAACGCUUGAUAUGUCUAUUUGUGGUUCGUGUAUGGCGAAUGCAAACUUGCAGAGCGUUCGUGAGUCUACUACAAAAACAAUCCUCCAAGCAGCUAAAGUUAUUUUUAGCUUUUCGUCCUAUGUCGAUGGUAAACUCAUGGCACGAUCAUCUGGUUUUCUAAUUGAUUGGGAUGAGGGGACUAAAGAGGGCACUGUUUUGACAUCUGCGCGAAUAAUCUGCUCAAAAUACACGGCCCUAACCCAGUGGUCAGGUACAGAUGAGUAUGUACCUGAUGCUGAGAUUAUUGCUCAUUUGUUGGAUGAAGAUGAGACAACCGUACCUGCAAUCUUGUUUCGCUAUGACAAGCACAUCAAUAUUGCCGUGUUGAAGGUUAAUUUAGACUUGUGUGCUAAGAUUCCUAGGUUUAGUAGUGACAUAAACUAUGGUCAGGAGAUACUUGUGCUCGGUAGAGAUGAACGUUUAAACAUGACAAUUGCUCAUGGAUGUGUUCAUUUCAUGGGCCCAACUACAUACCAACGUCAUCAUUAUCUAUUCACUGGUUGUGAGCCCAGCAUUGGAGGAAUGGUUAUUGAUUUUGAUGGGCACGUUUUGGGGAUGGCUAAUUUUCCCGGGACAGCAUAUAUUCCUUCCUCUAUUGUAUUGAAGUGCUUGGAUAUGUGGAAAAAAUUUCAGUGUAUCCCUCGCCUGCAUAUUGGGAUGAAGCUUUCACCCAUUAAAUUUCUCGAUCCAAUUCAUGUGGAGAGGAUCUUUCGAAAGUGUAAUAUCGAUUCGGGUCUGAUAGUUAAAGAGGUGUCCCAUGGAUCGAUUGCUGAAGAACUAGGAGUUAGACCUGGUGAUGUCGUUGAUUCCGUGAAUGGAGAGUGUGUUGCUACCACAGUUGAGUUGGAGAACUUAAUUAUGAGAAUAUGCGAGAAUCAUCUUGACCAAGGAGGAGCCAUCGGUUCCUGCAUGGACAUUCUAGUUGGUAUCUUGCACAUGCGGAAAGGUCGCAAAGGUCCGAGGCGCACUUUAAGUCUGAGAUUAAAUGUAUCAGACGACGUAGAGGUGUUCACAAGUGAUUUCUGACUUGGCUCUGCAACAGACCGUGCCGAGUCCAUCGUUGGUGGGAUCUUCGCGCACCUGCACAGUGAAACGGCACUCACCAAGGAAGGUUGAAUACGAUGAAAAUUCUAAGAUUAAUGUACAGUUUUGCAAAAUUGAUCUGGGAAGGUUUUCUCUUAGUUUUUUUUGAAGGAUAGAGAGUGGGGAGAGUAGAGGUGCAUGUGAUCUGCAAACAAGAUUUAUAGAUUGCAUGGCUGUCUAGGCCGGCAUUUUAAGCUGCGAGAACGGAUCAGUGGACAGUUUGUAUUUUGUGUCUGCAUGUAUCGUAAGCAGAGUCAAGUUCAGAUAUUUAGAAGAAAACAUUCUCUUGGAGCGGAGCCCAAUUCCUCGCAUUGGACACCUGUUGUCUGAAGUGCAUAGUUUGAAGCCGUGUUUGACAGACAGACAUUUGAUUCUUAGUUUUUUCUCCGGCCGGCUCGGUGCGUCGUCCAAGCCUGCUACAUGAGCCGUUCAGUUCGGAGCAACAGAAAAUCGUCGUGGUCGCCGAGGACGACAUGGAACGCAGGGGUUGGCUUUGUGUAAUUGCGUUAAUGGGCCGCUGUAUGGCCCCUUGAAUCCCUCGGCCUUCCUAACGCCGAUGAGUCUGCAAAUAGGAGUAUUUGGUGGCAACGUGUGAUCUGUUUUGACCUGGUAACCGCGUCCAGUUUAGUCCCACAUGGAAACAUUGAGAAGAACGGCUCGGGGAAGAUGUGUAUAUAUGUGGAGGGUAUGACAACGUUGAAACUUACUUACCUGGACGGGGUCUAUGGGUGAUCAAUAAGACUCAUGGUCUAGACCAAUUGCUCACAUUGUACUUUAUGAGCGUGUUGAUCACUUUGUGAGCGUGUUGAUCUACCAUCUCCCCUUUGUGGGAGAGUGGACGUCGUAAUUUGUGAUGGGG
Messenger RNA from Triticum dicoccoides, 2622 nucleotides. RefSeq lists its product as uncharacterized. Bases 129 to 1706 code for a protein of 525 amino acids. The transcript is spliced from 10 exons. Gene Ontology annotation, biological process: proteolysis. The record is from RefSeq and is a predicted model, not a curated record. Lineage: Eukaryota; Viridiplantae; Streptophyta; Magnoliopsida; Poales; Poaceae. Gene Ontology annotation, molecular function: serine-type endopeptidase activity; protein binding.